AUGGCAAAGGCAAAACAAAGCCAGCUUUCAAAUACUUUCCAGUGUGACUGGGGUUACUUUUGUUUUAUUGCAGAUCACUUUGAGGACAGAAACUUUGAGGCCUGCCCCUGUGAAGCCACCACAGACCAGCCAGACCUGCGUGCCCACAUCAACUGCUGCAACUCUGCCAAGGUGGAAACUGGCUACUGGAUCUAUGAAUGUCCCAACUACAUAGGCCAUCAGCACUGCCUGAGGAAGGGAGAAUAUCCUGACUACCAGCACUGGAUGGGCUUCAAUGACUCCAUUAUGUCUUGUAUCAUCACAGCAAUCCAGGAGCACAGCUGGCUACAGAUCUAUGAGAGGAAUGACUUCAGAGGCGGGUUGUUGGAGUUCAUGGAUAACUGCCCUUCUCUCCAGGGUGACUUUUACUACAAGGACAUCCAGUCUUGUAACGUACUUGAAGGAAGCUGGGUUUUCUAUAAAUAGCCACACAUCUGAGAACAGCAGUACCUCCUGAGGCCUGGUGAACACAGGUGAUUCACCGACUGGGGUGCCAUGACUGCAGAAGUUGGAUCCUUCCAACCAACAGUGGAUACUUCCUAACCAGCACUUUCCUAAGCUAUAUAUCAAUGAGUAGUGCCAUUAGUACUUUAUUAAGGCCAAGGAGUUUUAGAGCCUACAUGGAUUAGGCUCCCUUUUCUUGCAAUGCUUUUAGCCUUUGAUUUAAAGCCCAGCAGAGUCAGGAAGUGUCUUGACUGCAGUGGGCUUCAGAGCCUGUGCUUGCUUUACUGGUAGGAGUAAUUCCCCUGAAGUCAGUGGAGGUGAGCUGGUAACACCCAAGCUCAGAGAAAACCUGCAUCUAAAUUGCCAAGCUAAAUUUUUAU
Molecule: messenger RNA, 863 nt
Organism: Harpia harpyja (harpy eagle)
Lineage: Eukaryota; Metazoa; Chordata; Aves; Accipitriformes; Accipitridae
Product: gamma-crystallin 1-like
Exons: 3
Biological process (GO): visual perception; lens development in camera-type eye
Molecular function (GO): structural constituent of eye lens
Source: RefSeq, a predicted model, not a curated record